Prunus persica (peach) is the source of this 649-nucleotide messenger RNA. Its product is annotated as myb family transcription factor PHL5. Lineage: Eukaryota; Viridiplantae; Streptophyta; Magnoliopsida; Rosales; Rosaceae. The coding region runs from base 102 to 392 and encodes 96 amino acids. Gene Ontology annotation, molecular function: DNA-binding transcription factor activity. The transcript has 3 exons. The record is from RefSeq and is a predicted model, not a curated record.
GAGAACUUACCAACUACAAGGUCUGUUAAUUAUAUUAGCUUGUUUCAUCCUUGGUUGAGAUCUAAGAAAAGAACAACUUUGAUGUUGAAUCCCGGAUCGACAUGGAAACUGGCUUGCAUAUCAAGGAGGCGCUCCAACUGCAGCUAGAUGCCCAGAGACGUCUUCAUGAACAAUUAGAGAUUCAACGAAAUUUACAGCUGCGAAUUGAAGAACAAGGGAAGCAGCUCAAGAAGAUGUUUGAUCUGCAACAAAAAACAAGUAAUGACCUGUUUAAGACUCAGAACUUGGACAUCACAUGCCAUGAAGAUGCCCCAUCAGAUAGUCUAAAUGCCAUUCAGGUCUCAAGCCCUGAAGAUUCUGGGAAUAGCAAUUUCCCAUCCAAGAUAAGUUAGUCCAAAAAAGUAAAAUUUUCAGGCAUCUCAGACAUAAGUGCUCAUUUGGUUAAAAAGUCCCAAACCAACAAAGCUCAGUCCCUUAACAGAAUCAAGAACACCUCAAAUGCUACUAUACUGGGUAAGAAAGAAAAGGAGAACAAGAAGAUGAGAUCAAUUAAAAAGGAUAUGAUCCUAUAGAAUGACAUGACUCUUGUUAUUUUCAUAAAGCUUAUUGUGUGGCAGUAUUGUAACAAUGGCUUAUUGUUACCCUCAAA